AUGACACACAACGGACCAAAACCAGAUGUCUAUCUAAACGUUGCUAAGGAUUUGGGUGGCCGUUUACUUUCGGCUUUUAACUCCAGCCCUACUUCAGUUCCUUAUAGUGAUGUCAUAUCAGCUCAUCCAGCUCCAGGAGGAAUGAGCAGUACAGCAGAAGUUGCAUCUGUGCAGCUUGAGUUUAAUUACCUCAGUGCUGUCUCUGGUGAUCCCAAGUACAAUACAGAGGCUAUGAAGGUCUUGGCUCAUAUAAAGACUCUUCCAAAGACAGAAGGUCUUGUUCCAAUCUACAUCAGCCCUCAAUCCGGUGAGUUUGUUGGUGAGAACAUAAGCAGGAACAUAGCGAAAGCAUGUUUUGAGAUGUAUGAAGUAACAGCCACUGGCCUUGCUCCAGAAAUUGCUUUACUUUCACACAGAGAUGACUCGGUGAUACCGUUGGAAUAA
Eruca vesicaria subsp. sativa (arugula) is the source of this 444-nucleotide messenger RNA. NCBI's taxonomy places the organism in Eukaryota, Viridiplantae, Streptophyta, Magnoliopsida, Brassicales, Brassicaceae. The record is from the annotation of a GenBank genome assembly.